AUGAUUUACAAAGCCAGGGAGAGAACCCAGGAGUCCUGNGGCGGCGCCCAGGAGCCGGAGAAGCGGCGCGGUAGCGGGGGGCUGAGCACUCUGGUGGAGGAGUACGACGACGUGAGCUCCCAGUCCGAGGGGCUGGUGGGAAGCGGAGCGGCCGGACCAGGCGGGGCGGGGAGCGGCGGGGGAAGCCCGGCCUCCUCCUCCGGCGGGGGGAGCCAGCGCCCCCGGGGGGAGUCGGAGCGGAGCAGCCGGCCGCGCCGGGAACAUCGCGGCAGCAGCGGCCGCUCCAGAGAGCGGCACCGGGAGCACCGCAGGCGGGGGGAGGAGAAGCAGCAGGAGGGGACGGCGGUGGCCAGGGGGGGAGCCGAGGCCUCCUCUUCCUCCUCCAAGUCCCGCAGCCGCCACAAUCAGACCGGGGGCCAGGACCGGGAGGGCCCCAAGAGCAGCAGUGGCGGCGGCAGCGACGCCCGCAGGAAAGGCCUGGCCGCCUCCCCCGGCAGUGGCAGGAAGGAGCGGGAGGGCAAAGCGCACAAGAGCCGGACUAAAGCGGCCAAAGAGCCGCCCUCGGCCUACAAGGACCCGCCGAAGGCUUAUCGGGAGGAUAAGGCCGAGCCUAGGGCCUACAGGCGGCAGCGAUCGUCCCCCAGCCCCGGCCGGGACGACAGCCCCCCGUCGCACAGGGCCUCCCAGAGCCAGAGGAGCCGCAAAUCGCCCAGCCCCAUCGGCGGGCGCUCCCCUCUCAGCCCCUACAGCCGCCGCCGAUCCCCUAGCUACAGCCGGCACAGCUCGUACGAACGCGGCGGGGAUGUGUCGCCCAGUCCCUACAGUAGUAGCUGGCGUCGCUCUCGGAGCCCCUACAGCCCCACUGUCAGCAGGAGAUCAGCAAAAUCCCGAAGCAGAAGCCCUUACUCAUCAAGACACUCAAGGUCUCGCAGCAGGCACAGAUUAUCUAGGUCCAGAAGUCGUCACUCGAGUAUUUCUCCUAGCACACUGACUCUGAAAAGUAGCCUGGCGGCUGAGUUGAAUAAGAACAAAAAAGCUAGAGCUGCAGAAGCAGCCAAAGCUAAUGCAAAAAUUUCAAACACCUCUACGCCUACUAAGGGAAACACUGACACUGGUGUGAGUGCACCUCAAACAAACAAUGUGAAGGAUCUGAAGAAAAUAAAAACUGAGCAUACACCUUCUCCUACAAGUGGUGCAACUUUGAAAAAUGACAAGACAAAAGCAAAGAUCACUCUUCAGGAAACAAAGGUGGAAAAUAAUUUGAUUGUAGACAAAGUGGCUAAACAGGCAGCAGCAGCCGCAGUAGUAAAAGAGAAUAAAUCAGUUGCCAUAAAGCAGCAACCAGUCACUGUAAAAGAGAAAAACAAACCACGUACACCAAAUGUAGGAACCAAGGAGAAGGAAAAAAAUGUUGCGCUGCUGACCUCCACACUGCCACCCUUACCUUUCCCUCCCAUGCUGCCUGAAGAUACAGAUACUGACAGUUUGCGAGGGAAUCUUUCAGUGAAGGCAGUUAAAAAGGAAGUGGAGAAGAAACUCCGACAUCUGCUUGCAGACUUGCCACUCCCACCAGAGUUGCCUGGAGGAGAUGAUUUAUCCAAAAGUCCUGAAGAAAAGAAACCAGCAGUUCAGUCACACAGCAAAAGGAGGCCUAAAAUAUGUGGACCACGCCAUGGUGAAACAAAGGAAAAAGACAUUGACUGGGGAAAACGCUGCGUGGAUAAAUUUGAUAUAAUUGGCAUUAUUGGAGAAGGCACUUAUGGGCAAGUUUACAAAGCCAGGGAUAAGGAUACGGGAGAAAUGGUAGCGCUAAAGAAAGUACGACUGGAUAAUGAAAAGGAAGGUUUUCCAAUUACAGCUAUUCGGGAGAUUAAGAUUCUUCGACAGCUUAACCAUCAAAGCAUUAUCAACAUGAAGGAAAUAGUGACAGAUAAGGAAGAUGCUUUGGACUUCAAGAAAGACAAAGGUCACAAUAUCCCUGUGGCAACUACAACAAUUGGUUACAUGGCAAGUGCAUUUUACCUGGUCUUUGAAUAUAUGGACCAUGACUUGAUGGGACUCCUGGAAUCUGGCUUGGUUCAUUUUAAUGAAAAUCACAUAAAGUCAUUUAUGAGACAGUUGAUGGAGGGAUUGGAUUACUGCCAUAAGAAGAACUUCCUGCACAGAGAUAUUAAAUGUUCAAAUAUCCUACUAAAUAAUAGAGGGCAGAUUAAGCUUGCAGACUUCGGGCUUGCUCGACUGUAUAGCUCAGAGGAGAGUCGACCAUAUACCAACAAAGUUAUUACUUUAUGGUACCGGCCUCCUGAACUUCUGCUUGGAGAGGAAAGAUAUACACCAGCCAUAGAUGUCUGGAGCUGUGGCUGUAUCCUGGGUGAACUUUUUACUAAAAAACCAAUAUUUCAAGCAAAUCAGGAACUUGCUCAGCUGGAACUAAUAAGCCGAAUUUGUGGGAGUCCUUGUCCUGCAGUCUGGCCUGAUGUAAUAAAGUUAGCCUAUUUCAACACCAUGAAACCAAAGAAGCAGUAUCGUCGAAAACUGAGAGAAGAGUUUGCUUUUAUUCCGCCAGCUGCGUUAGAUCUGUUUGAUUACAUGCUUGCUUUGGAUCCUAGCAAGCGUUGUACAGCUGAACAGGCUCUUCAGUGUGAGUUUCUGCGAGACGUGGAACCAUCUAAAAUGCCUCCACCAGACCUUCCUUUGUGGCAAGAUUGUCAUGAACUGUGGAGUAAGAAACGUAGACGGCAGAAGCAGAUGGGCAUGACAGAUGACACAACAGCAGCUAAAAUUCCUAGGAAGGAUUUGUCUUUAGGCCUGGAUGAUAGCAGAACGAACACCCCACAAGGCAUGCAGACUUCUUCCAAACUCACAACUCAGGGCAACUCUAGUGUAGCACUUGUGAAAACAGGCACUGGACAGCAGUUAAACCAGAAUGAAGUGGCAAUCCUGCUAAAUCUUCUACAGUCUAAAUCAAGUGUUAGCAUGGCACAUUUUGCCGAAGUGUUGAAUAUUAAGAUAAAUGCAGAGACUCAGCAGCAACUAGAUAAAAUAAACAUUCCUGCUGGUAUUUUGGCAGCAGGUGAAAAACAGCCAGAGCAACAGCCGCCUCCACCACCACUAGAACAGGAGCCUUUGCAACAGCCAGCAGUCACUCAGCCAGCUGUGCCACCUGCUCAGCUGACUCAGCCUAAAGUUGAGACUGAUGCUGCCCAGGCAGCUGUGCAGAGUGCAUUUGCUGUUUUGUUGUCUCAGUUAAUAAAGACUCAGCAAACAAAGCAAAAAGAUCUUGUACUAGAGGAGAAGGAGAAUGGAUCAGGAAAUGAAAUGUCGUUACAACUCAGGCAGCCUCCAGAGCCUUGCACUCCUGCAUCUGAUAACCAGGAGGACACGGAAUCUCCAGCAUCUGUUUACCCACAUCUGAUCAAAUCAUUAUACUCAUGUGCAGGUCAAGAUGAUUUGGUUAGACAGCCUGAGAUGAGGCUUCUAAACCUAACACCAGAACAAGAACGCCCUCGUAUUUUGCCCCCAGACCAGCGUCCUCCUGAGCCACCAGAACCACCGCCUCUCACUGAAGAAGACGACCUAGAUUAUCGGACAGAAAACCAGCAUUUGCCUAUUUCUAGCUCUUCAGGAACAGAUCCUCAUGCUGGGGUGAAAGCUGCUCUUCUACAACUGCUUUCUCAGCAUCAGGUUCAGCCAACUGAGGAACCAGUAACAACUAGUGUGGAUUAUCAGGCAAGAGACUCCUAUGUAACUGACUACAAGGAUAAUUUUGGAUCUUCUUUCUCUUCUGUCCAUUAUGGUGGUAGUGAUGGAAUAGGAAGUGGAUCAUCUGGGGCACUGGAAAGGAGAAGCUUCAUUGGAAAUUCAGAUAUUCAGUCUUUGGAUAACUACAGUACUGCUUCAUCUCACUCUGGUGGUGCACCUCCACCUCCUGCUUUUUCAGAACCAUUUCCCAGCUCAGUAACUGGUUAUGGAGACAUUUACCUCAACACCGGUCCCCUGCUGUUUAGUGGAGAUAAGGACCAUAGAUUUGAAUAUAGCCAUGGCCCUAUUGCAGUUCUGGGAAACCGUGGCGACACUUCCACAGGGUCGGAAAGUACUCAUUCUUUGUCCACAAAGAUGCACAACUAUAGUUAUGGAAGUAAUUUACAAGAAAACCCUAGUGGCAUUAGCCACAUACAUGGACAAACUUGGACUUCUCCAGCCCAAGGACCUGGAUAUUCCCAAGGAUACAGAGGACACAUUAGCACAUCAACAGUCAGAGGGCGAGGCAGAGGAUUACCAUACUGAGUAUCUGUUUUUCCUCAGGCACAUCAUUUUUAUCUGGAAAGACUUUUUUUCUAGCUGCAGUUUAAAGCAGCAAUCCAGUAGACUUGAAUAAUGUUAAUUCAACAGCUUUAUUUUUAUGUGGAAAAGGGUCUUGCAUACAGUAGGAAAAUUUAAACUGCUUAAAACUCAUGCUGUCUGGAAACUAGAUCAAUUGAUUGUACAUGUUCACAAAUUCUAGUUAUGAAUUUUAUUUUGUAUUUUUGGCAGUUUUAAGUGGAUGCUAAAUUUAGGGACAUCAGCUUUUUAUGGCACUCUUUCAGAUCUUCUGAACUAUGCACAUUUGUGCUUUUUUUGUAAGUUUGGACCAACUUAAUGUAAAAAAUUUUACAACAAUCAAAGCAGGGCACUGAUUUAUUUGGUAUUUUUCUUUUUACAAAACUACCUUUAGUCAGAGGUCACUGUCAGUCUUUGCACUGCUUUCAGUGUUAUUGUGGAAGGUGUACUUUGUGCUCAUUUCAGAUAAUAAAACACAACCUCCCUCUUGAUACAAAAAUUUUAUAAAUAUUUGGUCAAUGUUAUUUUUUUCCUUUAAAAAAAAAAAAAAAAAAAAAGAUGGUGUAGUAAAAUGUUUCCCCAUCUCCCAGACAUGUUUGUAAUAAAACUGUUUUACUUGAAUGGUAAGUGCCUUAACGUGUAAGUUUAAGGUCUGCAAAAAUUCUCUACAUUUUUCUUAAAAGGAAAUUCCCUUUCUCUAAGGUUGUUUUGUAGCUUGAUUCAAAGACUAAUACUUUGAUACACUACAUUAAAACAGAGAUAAUUAUAGGCAACUUGGACAGAGCACAUUUUAAAGUGGCAUAUUUGCCAUUUGUCAGCUAAGCCAGUUUAGUAAGUUAUACUAAAUUUUCUCUUAAUUGAAAUGAUCUUCCCCAAACUGAAUUUACUGAGAAUGUCAGUGUGAAGCCAUUAAAGAAAGGUAGGUUUCCAUCAACUUUUCCCUAAAAGCUCUAUUAACUUCUGUAGUCCCUCUGCCAAAUAAGAUCUACUUUAUACAGAGCUAUGGAUGGUAAAAUUGACUUUAAGGAAGACAGUGAGAGAGAGCUUUUUCUUCAAUGUCAUUGGUAAUAGUUAAUGAGUUUUGUGUGGAAAGCUGACACUGUCUCCUCUUUACCACAUAUAAAAGCAUUAUGGAAAGCCUCUAAUGUUAAAGACCAGUAUUUAAUGCAACAUAGAAAAUUUAGCAGUUCAAAUUUUCUGGAAAGUGGGAUUGUGCCAAUUAAUCCUUUCUGUAUUCAGCUAUUCCAUUGAUCAUUGUAAUACUUUAUUUGAAUCUGUCUUUGAACCACAACAAAAAUUACUGUAGCUAAAAUUGCUACCAGAAACCAUCACUCCAGUUUUAUAUUAGUUAUAUUUUCCAGCAUAUUUUCCUCUGAGAACAGCAGCCUCUCUCUCCUGCAGAGAGGGGAUAUGGCUAUAUUUUCCAUGUACUGAAAAGAAUGUUUAAUAGCCCAUAUUGGAUACAAUUUUCCAACUGAUUAUCCAGUUGAUAAAUUGAUACAUUAUGUAACAGUGUUUAAUUACUUUUAAAAAGGUAAAAAUUCUACAUACACUAUUACCAGUUGAGUCAUGUCAGUGACUUCUUGGAUUUUCAGACUAGAAGCCAAAGUUGUCUAUUUCGUUUAAAAUUCUGGUUCUAAUUUAUGACUAAUUAUUGCAGCAUAGGGUGUGAAGAACAUUAAAAUGUAACUAAACAGUGUUCAAGUAUCUGCAGUUGCAUCAUGGUGAGUCUUAUCUCUUUAGACUUCCCUCUAAAUCUCAGUUAUCCAAAUUCCCAUCAGCCACACUAGAGAAUCCUGCUGUCUGAAAAUAAAAGCAGCUAAGCUGGAAACAAAUAUUUGUGACCUGAAUAGCCUGUGUUUAAAAGAAAUUAAACACUUCAUAUAAAAUGACACUGUGUUUGAAUAGUUUUUCUUGAGCUAAACACAUCUUAGUAUUUUUUGAAGGAGAGAAUAAAUGCAAGCAGAAGAGUCUUAGUAUUGUCAUUGUGUUCAGCUAUAGCAGCAUCUUACCAUUUUUACAAAAGUAUGCUCAGCUAAAACAAAAGCCAGGUUUAAUAACAAAAAUCUAGCAAAAGUUAGGUGUAAAAUCUGGCAAAAGGCUUUCAAAUCCAUAUACAACCUUUGUGGCAAGAAAUGCAUGGUCAAAUAUUAACGUGUACUCCACUUCAAAAAAAAUAAAGCCUUGUGAGACUUCACUAAGAAGCAGGUAAGUCCAAAUGAAAAGUAGAUAAUAAAGAACAAAUCAGGAAUACGUGAUUUUGACUUUCAAAAAUAAAAUGUGAGGAAGAAAUACCUGUUAUAGCUUCCUACGUAGAGGUAAAGUUUCAAGCCAGAUGAUACACUUAUUUCACCUAAGCCAGUCUCUCUUGUCCACAUAAAUAGUGAUAGAGCAGUUUGAUUUAUGAACUGAAAUACUGUGACAAUUAAGAUGUUCCAUGUAGUUAGAAACGUUGGCAUAUUAAUGUAUUGGUUGAUAUCAAAACUAAUUUUAGACUUUGAUCUUGACUGAAUAAGAAUAAAAGCAAUUAGAAAAGGAUACAAAGCUGAUUUCCAAAUGGAUUGGCAACAAAUGCAUUAAGAUUUAGCAAAUCCAUUCACAUGCCAUUGCUGGUAUAUGUAUUGCACAGUGAUUUUUCUACUAAUUUUAGUUCAAGCAAUACUGGCCUAACAUUUAAAAACCAAUGGUCCACACUGUUCAAACAAUUCAGAGAGUCAGGCUGAAUUACUCAGCCCCAAUAAUCUUGCCUCUUAAAACCUGGGCAAGAGAUUUCUCCCACUUCCAGUCCUUGUAUGACAUUUUGCGACCCUGCAAGGGUCAGAACAGUUUUGGGGUAUGAGCCCUAUGCCGCUCCCCUUACAAGCAGCCCUGAUAACGAGCUCAUGUCUCCAUAGUGUACAGUUCUCUAGCAAUCCCAGGCUAUGACUCAGCCCUCAGAAGGCUGCAAAAAAUGAGAGCAACCUCUGUGGCUGCUCUAAGAUGUGCCCAGAAUAUGGGCAGUGCAAAAAUGGCUUAACGUUACUUUGCCCCGUAUCCCUGUGGGAUUACAUCUUCUGCUGCACCUCCUAGAUGUACUGCAGAGAAUUGGACCCAACAUCAAAAAGUGUUUUUCUCUACCAUCCAGAUUGAAGUAAAGUAUUUGAUCCUGGAUAUACCACAUGUUGAAUAGUUAGUUUUGAAUGAGGUGGUCUCCAACAUUACCUGGAGUAAAAGAAUUAAAAACACAUAGUGCUAGUAUGACAGGCAGGAUAUUACAUAACUUCAGCCAAACGAAAAGGAGAGAGAGAGACUAACAUAAAAACAAAUUCGUGAUCCUAGGAUAAAGCAAUCCUGAGUAGAAGAAACUGCAAAAUACAAACCAAAAAAACCUACAGCAUACCCCCCAUCCAAAUAACUAAAUCUGAUCUUUAAAUGUAAUUGCUAGAAAAUUACUUAUACAUUUUAAAAAUUGCGUAUUUAUAUUUUUUAUACAUAUUCCAUACAUAUUUAAUUACUAUUACCUUCUAUCAUCUUAAACAUCAGCUGCUUAAUGAAAAACAAAGGUGGAAGGAGUUUUAAUGUAAACUAUUGAUGCUUUGAGAUUGCUUUUCCUGUUAUAUUUAUAGCAGGAGUUAGUGCCAGUCUGAAGGAAGUUAUUAAAGGUUCAUCAGUUGCUGAGACUUAUAAAUAAGCUGUAAAACGAAUUUUAAACUAGCACAGGUAACUUUCAUGCAAUUGUUAUUCAGGCAAAAACUCCAUUACGUCCCAAACUACAAGAGCCGGCCCCAUGUUUCAUUUCCAGUAGAGGAAAUAAAUUUCACCCAAACUUUUUGAAUUUUUGUUUUAGAUUGAAGAGAAAAAUAAACCCCCUCCAAAGGAUGAAAAAUCUCAGUUGAAUUAUGUUGGUGGAAAAAUCUUGGUUAAUGCUUCAAAUUGUUUGAGGCAGUAUUAAUGUGUUCUCUGCAGUUAAGUAUGCCAUUAAAUAAAUUGCCAGAAAACUGAUUCAGAUCUAAACUGUUUCAUAUUAAAUUAAGUGCUGGACUUAAAUUCAAACUAAUUUUUGCUGAACAAGGUUAAGUACUCUUAUCAUAGGAAUUAUUUUAGGGCAACAAUUUAAAAUACUGAAACUACUACUUCAGCUUACUUACUGUUGAUAUUUCUUUAAGCCAUUUGUAUAUAAGAUGUAUUGAGUAGCCUGUAAAUAAAAUACCAUGAGAACUUCA
Messenger RNA from Chelonoidis abingdonii (Abingdon island giant tortoise), 8522 nucleotides. Lineage: Eukaryota; Metazoa; Chordata; Testudines; Testudinidae. The record is from RefSeq and is a predicted model, not a curated record.